UGGGACGGCGACCACGCUCAUAAGCUGCGUUUGAGACUCAAUUCUCAUCCAUCUUCCAGUCUCCGUCUAUUUUUUCUGCGUUUUCACCUCUUUCUACUUCCAUCUCUAGCCCAUUUAAUUCUAAACCCUAAAGUUUUUCCUCUUUCCAAUAAUCACUUUUAUUUCAAUAUCAAUCAAUCAACACAUUCUGAUUUUCAGCCAACAAAAUUUUGCCGGUGUUUACCGCCAUGAAACAAACAGAAACCGACCCUAUCACUCUCUCGACGCACCUCGUCUGUUCCUUGCUUGACCAAAUUCCACUCAUUAACAACUUUAGAGGUAAAUGGGCUAUCAUCAAAACAAAACUCCUCGAUCUCCAAACUCAACUUCAGGAUUUCAAAGACUUCUCAACAGCCACCUCAAAUCCACUCUGUGUCGAUCACCUAUACUCCGUUUCUCACACUCUCAACGACUGCGUUUCCGUCGCCGGGAAAUGUCAAAGCGUUAAUUUAACCGAAGGCAAGCUCAAGACUCAGAGUGAUAUUGACUCUGUUUUGGCCAAAUUAGAUCGUCACGUCAAAGACGGCGAAGUUUUGAUUAAAAGCGGCGUUCUGCAAGAUGGUGCCAUUUUGUCCGGUUCUGCUUCGAAGAGGGAGGUUGUGAGAGCUGAGUUGAGGAACUUGAUAACUCGGUUGCAAAUUGGUACCACCGAGUCGAAGAACUUGGCAAUGGACUCACUUUUGGCAAUUUUUCAAGAAGAUGAUAAGAAUGUGAUGAUAGCAGUGGAUCAAGGCGUGGUACCUGUUCUUGUUAAGUUAUUGGACUCAAGCUCCUUAGAAAUGAAAGAGAAAACCGUUUCUGCGGUUUCUAGGAUUUCGAUGGUUGAUAGUAGCAAACACGUGUUGAGUGCUGAAGGUUUGUUGCUGUUAAAUCAGUUACUUCGUGUCCUUGAAUCGGGAAGUGGGUUUGCAAAAGAAAGGGCUUGUGUAGCUUUACAAGCUUUGAGUUCUUCCAAAGAAAAUGCCAGAGCAAUUGGAUGUAGAGGUGGAAUUUCUUGUUUAUUAGAGAUUUGUCAAGCUGGCACGCCGGGUUCACAGGCUUUCGCAGCUGGGGUUUUGAGGAAUCUUGCUGGGGUUAGUGAAAUAAUGGAUAAUUUUAUUGAGGAGAAUGCUUUUGGGGUGCUUCUUUGCCUUGCAGCUUCUGGGACUGCAAUUGCUCAAGAAAAUGCAUUUGGGUGUUUGUGUAAUUUGAUCUCCGAUGAUGAAAAUUUGAAGCUUUUGAUUGUUAAAGAAGGAGGGCUCGAGUCUUUGAAGAAUUACUGGGAUUCAGUUGCUAAUGUGAGGAGUCUUCAAGUGGCUGUCGAGUUGGUAAGACAUCUGUCUUCUUGUCAUCCCAUUGCUGAAGUUUUGGUUUCUGAUGGGUUUGUUGUUAGGCUUGUGAAUGCAUUGAAUUGUGGGGUUUUAGGUGUGAGAAUUGCGGCUGCUCAAGCUGUUUAUGAGAUGGGGAUUAGUUCUAAGAUAAGGAAAGAACUGGGUGAAUGUGGGUGCACUGUACCUCUGAUUAAGAUGGUAGAUGGUAAAGCCGUGGAAGAGAAAGAAGCUUCAGCAAAAGCUUUGUCAACGCUUGUGUUGUAUGCAGGUAAUAGAAGAGCUCUUCGCAAGGAUGAGAGAGGGAUUGUGAGUGUAGUUCAGUUGUUGGAUCCUUUGAUUCAGAAUUUAGAUAAGAAAUACCCUGUUGCUAUACUGGCUGCUCUUCUUCAUUCUAGCAAGUGUCGAAAACAAAUGGUUGCUGCAGGUGCUUGCGUACACUUGCAGAAACUUGUUGAACUGGAUAUUGAAGGGGCUAAGAAGCUUUUGGAAAGUCUUGGACGUGCUAAAAUUUGGGGUGUUUUUGCUCGGCCGUGAAAAUUGAAUAGAUCUUCAACUUGUAGUGCUAGCAUUAUGGAAAAAAAAAAAAAACAAGGAUAAUUCAUGGAUCCAUGAUUAUGAUAGUUGUGUUUACUUUGGUUUCUUGUUUUUUCAUUACUUGUUCAUUUUUGUCCAUAUUGCUUUUUAAUUUGUGUGGUAGUAAAUGCUGCUAGUCAAAUUGCCAAUGAAUACCUUUUAUGUGGAGACAUAAUCUUGGUUUAGUGAUCUAAUUGAAUUGAGAUUCUUGUUUUAA
This is a messenger RNA of Mangifera indica (mango), 2139 nucleotides long. RefSeq lists its product as uncharacterized. The transcript has a single exon. Gene Ontology annotation, molecular function: protein binding. The coding region runs from base 228 to 1883 and encodes 551 amino acids. Lineage: Eukaryota; Viridiplantae; Streptophyta; Magnoliopsida; Sapindales; Anacardiaceae. The record is from RefSeq and is a predicted model, not a curated record.